AUGGCGGUUGAGCGUAUAGAAUACGCCGCAGCAUCGCUGCCUGCACUAGUCGACGACGUUUUCUUCAUGGUCCUCGACUAUCUGGAGCCUGCACACCUGGCCCCGUUGGUACGAUGCUGCCAACUGCUACACACGCGGGCACUACCCGUCCUGCUGGGCACAGAAGUGCGCCGCGAUAGGGCCCUUCUCUGGGCGUGCCGGCACGGCCGCCUGUCUGCUGUGCGCAGAGCCGUUGCGUUUGGCGCCAACAUUGUCGCACCGGCGUACCUGGCCACCUCGCGCGUCACCCAGAACGGCGCGGGUGCAACCCAGAUCGUGUACAGGACGUCGCCCCUGCGCGUCGCAGCGCAGAGCGGCAAUCUGGUGAUGCUGCAGGUGCUCAUGGAACUUGGCGCAACGUUGGAUAUGCCGCGCGAGUUCCCCCAGAAGAUGCUAUCGCCCGACAGGGAGAUUUCAAGCUUCCUUGCCAGCAUUUCAGAAAAGCCGGAACGUUUACCGCUUCUCUUGCUAUUCUUCAACUCGGCCCUGGCCGGUUGCGGCGGCGGAUUCUUCCAAGGGGCGUCAUAUGCGCAGAUAUGCCUGCAGCAUGCCUUCGGCGGUCCAAAACUUCCACCAGUGGAAGCUGUUCGCUUUUUGGUCUCGUACAAAGGGCCGGGAGGAUGUGCUAGUGUGAGGCGCCUACAGGCCUCAAAAACAAAGAAGGCCUGUCCCCUGGCGCGAGCCAUAUUGGGGAGACAGCGAGAGCUGGAGGAGCUGCUCGUCGCGCAUAGGGCCGAUAUUCAUGGCAUACCCUACUGGACGGAAGAUUUGCCGAUGAGAGCCGCUGACAUUCCUAUCUAUGCGGCAGCACGGAUGAUGGCGCAUGAUGGGAUUGAUUUGGUAAGACGCUGCAUCGUCCUAGGUGCCGACGUGCGUCACGACAGCAACAUUGUAUAUACUUCACGCACGCCCUUGCCGGUAUAUCUGUACGUCGCCUCCGUUGAGAACUGGAACAAGGAUCAGCUUCUGCGCCCGACAGAGGGGAUUAAGUUUUGGCUCGGGCAGGGUAUGGCCAUUGACGACGGAAGGGUAGGGAAAGGUUGUCCACAGCCAGGUAUAUGGAGCAGCGGCUCGCUGCCCUCCAUGAUUGAAAUGCUGAUUGAUAAGUGGGGGGCUGAUUUCCUAGCAAAUGACGAGUUUAACCGUGUCAUCAGCUUGUUGGCAAAGCCUGGGCUGAGUGAUCAGCAUCUCUCUCUCCUAGACAGGCUUCCCUCUCCCAAAGAUCCCAAGAAUGGGGUGUUUGAGGUUCGACUAGAAUAA
This is a messenger RNA of Akanthomyces muscarius, 1299 nucleotides long. RefSeq lists its product as uncharacterized. Lineage: Eukaryota; Fungi; Ascomycota; Sordariomycetes; Hypocreales; Cordycipitaceae. Gene Ontology annotation, molecular function: protein binding. The coding region runs from base 1 to 1299 and encodes 432 amino acids. The transcript has 3 exons. The record is from RefSeq and is a predicted model, not a curated record.